Eruca vesicaria subsp. sativa (arugula) is the source of this 315-nucleotide messenger RNA. NCBI's taxonomy places the organism in Eukaryota, Viridiplantae, Streptophyta, Magnoliopsida, Brassicales, Brassicaceae. The record is from the annotation of a GenBank genome assembly.
AUGCAGUUUGCUCUUGGUCGUUCUGCUUCUAAAAAAAUCCAUCAUUCCAUCUUUAAAGCCUUCAAGGUUGAACUGAAGGGAGGUUUUCCAGACCAGUUCACACAUGAGCUGGAACCAUUUCUAAGGAAGCAAGUCAAAUGGAUCCCAGCCAAUAAUCCGUUUGCAACCACAGUUAACGAUAUUGAUCAAGACUUUGCUCAGAAAAAUGUAUAUCAAAAGGACGGUGUUCCUUUCUGGCUUCGAGCUGAGCAUGAAGCUAUACAGAGAAAGCUUGAUGCCUUACAAAAUGAGAAGUUGAACAAUCUGGAGCAUUAA